UGGCGGUCUAUAUAUGCGGGUGGGUAUAGCAUAAUUAAAGAAGAAAAGGAAAUUAAAUUGAAGGCACACAAAGAGAGGGAGAGAGAGAGAGAGAGAAUAGAAGAUCGAAUUGAAGUGAUUAAAGUAGGGAAGGAUGGAAGAUGGUGAGAGGAUUGGAUCAUUGACGAGAAUAGCUCCAGUGGAUAUCGGGGAUGAGACGCCGGCACAAGUGCAGGCUUUUGGAGGUAUUAGCGUGGAAGGAGAUUCAUCUUUGGAGAGAAACCCGUCCUACAAGGAGUUGGCUCCACUAGAUUCGUGCCUCCCCAUUACCGAAUCCAGAAAUGGCAACUUUUUCACCAUCACCUCACAUAUGCUCUCAUCUGGAAUUGGACUCCAGGCCCUCCUUCUCCCAGUUGCAUUCACCUCCCUUGGUUGGGUUUGGGGUAUUAUCUGUCUGUCGUUGCUAUUUGUAUGGCAACUGUAUACCAUAUGGUUGUUGGUGGAUCUUCACGAAUCGACGACCACAGGGACUCGCUUCAGCAGAUACACCCAUCUCGCAAUUGUAGCUUUUGGUGGAAAAAUGGGCAAGUUGGCAGCUAUAUUCCCAACAAUGUAUUUAUCGGGAGGGGCGUGCGUGUUGCUAAUAAUCAACGGGGGAGGGAGCCUUCAGCUCUUCUACAAAACCAUGUGCGGAGGUGAUCCCAAAUGCCACGACAAAGGACUUACUGGCGCUGAAUGGUUCUUGGUGUUUCUUUGCAUUGCCAUCUUGAUUGCCCUCUUCUUUCCCAACUUGAAUUCCUUGGCUUGGGUUUCUCUCGUCGGUUCACUCAUGGGUAUUGCCUACUGUACUAUACUCUGGACUUUAUCCCUCACCAAAGGCAGGCCGCCGCAAGGAGUUACCUACGAUCCACCUCAGCUUUCUACUUCAAAGCUGGACAGGUUCCGGGACAUCGCAAAUGCUCUUGCGCUCAUCUCCCUUGCAUUUAGAGGUCACAAUAUCAUCCUAGAGAUACAGGGGACAUUGCCUUCAAAUUCAAAAGUUCCAUUGCGCCGCCGCAUGUGGAGAGGAGUAAUUGCAUCAUAUCUACUCAUAGCAUUAUGUCAUUUUCCGCUGGCCAUUGCGGGGUAUUGGGCUUAUGGCAACCUGAUGCCGACAUCAUAUCAAAAAGGAGGAAUAUUAAAUGCAUUUGAAAAGUUCCACCAACAUGACAUAUCGAAAUCCUUAAUGGGUGCGAUAUACAUGAUCAUCAUCAUUGCCUGCUUGUGCACCUACCAAAUCUACGCAUUGCCGGUGUUGGACAACUGGGAAAGAAUAUACUUGAGCAAGAAAAAGAUGAGCUGCCCAAAGUGGGUGCGAAUAGGUCUCAAAGUUUUGUUUGGUGGAUUGACCUACUUAGUAUCAGUAGCUUUCCCGUUCUUGGGAAGUUUGGCAGGCUUCAUUGGCUCCAUCGCACUGCCACUUACUUUGGCUUAUCCAUGUUUUAUGUGGAUUGCCAUGAAAAAACCUCGUCCCUACAGCUUAGUGUGGUGCGUCAACAUGGGUCUAGGUUGUUUAGGCAUGUUGAUGUGUACGGUAUUGGCGACUGCAACAUUGUGGAAUUUGAUAGGUAAUGGCUUGCACGCUAAUUUUUUUAAUCCUUAAUUGAAGCAUGCAUGUUGGAUUGUUAAUUAUUAAUGUGUAUGCAUACAUACAUACAUAGGUAUGAGUGGUAGCUACAUAGAAUUGAAGGGGCAUACAUUGUAACCAUCUAUUAGUGACCAUGUCCACUUUAAAAUGCACAAUUAUUAAAGUAUGUAAAAAUGGAGGAAAAUGUGUGUAACUUCCCAACGCAUGUAAAAAUAACAAUCAUAUGUCUAUUUUAAUUUCAAAAAGAAAUUUUGAUGGAGA
Ipomoea triloba (trilobed morning glory) is the source of this 1867-nucleotide messenger RNA. RefSeq names its product lysine histidine transporter-like 8. Gene Ontology annotation, cellular component: plasma membrane. The record is from RefSeq and is a predicted model, not a curated record. NCBI's taxonomy places the organism in Eukaryota, Viridiplantae, Streptophyta, Magnoliopsida, Solanales, Convolvulaceae. The transcript has 5 exons. The coding region runs from base 134 to 1621 and encodes 495 amino acids.